Molecule: messenger RNA, 3547 nt
Organism: Dipodomys ordii (Ord's kangaroo rat)
Lineage: Eukaryota; Metazoa; Chordata; Mammalia; Rodentia; Heteromyidae
Gene: Il12rb2
Product: interleukin 12 receptor, beta 2
Exons: 16
Coding region: 233-2779 (848 amino acids)
Biological process (GO): cytokine-mediated signaling pathway
Cellular component (GO): membrane; external side of plasma membrane; signaling receptor complex
Molecular function (GO): cytokine receptor activity; cytokine binding
Source: RefSeq, a predicted model, not a curated record
UUGAAGGAAGGUUCUACCAGUUCCUGCCCGGCUCGGUGAGUGCUCCCUCACUGCUACUACGGUCCAGGGCGCAGAGGAAGCUCAGACUCGGGGACAAAUUCCCCCGAGGUUUGCAACGACAAAAGUGCCGCUUGUGCGUAGCAGAGGGAGCCGAGAAGAUGACUUUAUCCUGCCUCUAUCUGGGUGUCUCAGAUAUCUUGGAAAACCAGUUGUAUCCCGGAGUUGACUGUUGAUGGCCCUUACUGUUGGGGGAUGCACAUUGGCACUUGUUUUUAUAACCACGUGGCUGUUGAUUCAAGCAAAUAUAGAUGUGUGCCCCAAGGGCAAUGUCAUAGCGAAGCCUUCCCACGUGAUUUCCCUUGGAUCAGCUGUCAAUAUUUCCUGCUCUCUGAAGAACAAUGCCAGUGCUAACAAGUUAAUCCUCGAACGGGAAGGCAUACAAAUCGCUUCUGGUCGGGGGAGUUUCAUCAGUGCUCAAGUCACUCAUCUCCCCCUGGGGAAAACCUUGUUUGUCUGCAAGCUGGUCUCUGCCCACAGGGCAGAGAUCUGGCCAGUGUGCGGAGUAGUGAUCUCAGUUGGAGUAGUUCCAGAGCAGCCUCAAAACUUGUCUUGUGAACAGACGGGAGAACGUGGGACUGUGGCCUGCACAUGGAGCCGAGGGAGAGACACGUAUCUGUAUACAUUACAGUUUAAUGGGCCAAAAAAUUUAACUUGUCAGAAGCAAUGCAGGAAGGAUUGCCCUGAGUGGCUGGAUCUUGGAAUCAACCUACCCUCUGAGUAUUCUGAAUCCACGUUCACAGCCAAGGUCACUGCCACCAAUAGUCUUGGAAACACUUCUUCACUUCUGUCUACAUUUACAUUCUCAGACAUAGUGAAGCCUCUCCCUCCAUGGAACAUGAGAAUCAACUUUCUCAAUGCUUCUUCAAGCAGAUGCACCCUUCAAUGGGAAGAUGAGGGCUGGGUGCUGCUGAAUCGACUUAGAUAUCGGCCCAAGAGCAGCAGCUUCUGGAAUAUGGUUAAUGUCACAACUGCCCGAGGAAAACAUGAUUUGCUGGAUCUGAAGCCAUUUACAGAAUAUGAAUUUCAGAUUUCCUCUAAGCUACAUUAUAAAGGAAGCUGGAGUGAGUGGAGUGAAUCAUUGAGAAUACAAACACCAGAGGCAGAGCCUACUGGGAUACUAGAUAUCUGGUACAUGAAGCAGCAUGUGGACUACAAUAGACAACAGAUUUCUGUUUUCUGGAAGAAUCUGAGUGUGUCAGAGGCAAGAGGACAAAUACUGUACUAUCAGGUGACCUUGCAGGAGGUGACAGGGAGGAAAAUUAUACUACAGAACAUCACGGGCUAUACCUCCUGGACAUGGGUCAUUCCCAGAACUGGGACGUGGACUGCAGCUGUGUCUGCAGCCAACUCAAGAGGAAGUUCCCUGCCCACUUAUAUUAAGAUAAUGGAUCUGUGCAGCACUGGGUCUUUGGCUCCUCGUGAGGUCUUUGCAAACUCAGAGGGCAUGGAUGACAUUGUGGUGGCCUGGCGGCCUCCCAGAAAAGCUACCUUUGCUAUUCAGGAGUAUGUGGUUGAAUGGAAGUCAUUCCAUCCAGAGGCCAGCAUGCAGCCCCCUCUAAACUGGCUGAGGGUCCCCUCCUACAAUGUGUCAGCUCUGGUAUCAGAGAAUAUAAAGCCCUACAUAUGUUAUGAGAUCUGCGUGCAUGUGCUAUCAGAGGGUGGAAGAGGAUGCAGCUGUGUCCAGGGUAGCUCCAAGAACAAAGAACCACGGAGUGGCCCCCACAUCAACACCAUCACAGAGGAAAGUGGGAGUGCUUUUGUUUUCUGGAACCACAUCCCAAUCCAAAACCAAAUGGGCUGCAUCCUCCAUUAUAAGAUAUACUGGAAGGAGCGAGACUCCAAGUCCCAGCCUGAGCUCUGUGAAAUUCCUUACAAACCCUCCCAAAAUUCAUUUUCAAUUAAUAAGCUGCAUACCAGAGUGACAUAUAUCCUGUGGAUGACAGCUCUGACAGCUGCUGGUGAAAGUCCCCAGGGAAAUGUGAUAGAAUUUCGUCUACAAGGUAAAGCCACUUGGAAAGCAUUUGUGGUAUCAAGCAUUUGUACUGCCAUUGUCAUCGUGGGCAUCUUCUCUACACAGUACUUCCGGCAAAAGGUGUUUGUUCUCCUUUCUGCUCUCAGACCUCAGUGGUGCAGCAGAGAAAUCCCAGACCCAGCAAACAGCACUUGGGCCAAGAAAUAUCCCAUUGUGGAGGAAAAGAUGCAGCUGCCCUGGGACUGGAUCCAGGUGGCCCUGUGUGCUCCUGAAGAGCCGGAACCCCUGGUCAUCAAUGAAGUUCUUCAAAUGACCCCAAUUUUCCAACACUCACAAUGCACCAAGUGGCCAGAAAGAAGACCAGAUAUGCAAGGUCACUUUACCUCUAAAGAAGACAUUGCAUACAGUAGCUCCAGUUUACAACCUUCAAGAGCUCUUACAGCUGAGACAAGACAACUGUACAAGGUGCUUGGAAGCAGGGGUCAUGACUCAAAGCCAGAAAACCCAGCCAGUCCCUUGAUGGUCCUCCCAGUGGACUACCUACCCAACCAUGAGGGCUACUUACCUUCCAACAUAGAGGAGCUUCCUCCACAGGAGGCUCCUCUCACUGACCCUUUAGAAGAACUAGAGCCACAGCACAUCUCUCUCUCUAUUUUUGCAUCUCAUUCCCUUCACCCACUCACCUCCUGUGGUGAAAAGCUGACUCUGGAUCAGUUAAAGAUGGGAUGUGACUCCCUCCUACACUGAAUGAAGCUUAAAAUCUGGAAAGCCAAUGUGUUCCCAAACCAGCCCAGCAUGCCCAAUCUACCCACCCCUACUCACCAUCUUUGGUAGCAUCAAAUCUGGCUGUAGCUAGAGGACAGGCCAGCCAGUUCUUGGUUCUAAGAGUUGGCCUUUCCCAGGGCCAACUCCGACAUUGUAGACCUAGAAACUGUAACUUCGGAUCCUGGCAACUUCUUAGAUACACUGACCAGGAAAAGGGGAUGGGAGUGGAGACCAAAUUCUGAGUAACAACGGUAAAGAUCCAGAAGAUCAUUCAUGGAACAACUAUCUUUGAGUAUGUACUAUUCAACGGAAUUGACAUCACAGAAAUGCUCUGUCUGCAGUCAAUAGAGUAGACAAUAUUCACAUAUUAGACUGUGUCUAGCAUGACCACAGAAAUGAAUGUUUACAGUAAAUAGCCAUACAUGGUUUAUAGCUGCUAUACAGAAUACAACUCUAAAAGGUAAAUUAGAAAGCCUUCAAAACAAAUAAAACAAGAUAGGGUGUGAAUAUGACCAAAGUAUAUCAUACACAUUAAUAAAAUGCCAUGAGGAAACACCUUAUGAUGCACAAUAUGCCAGUAUUUUUCAAUCAACCUAGUUUUAUGGCUGAGACAUAAGACUCUGGUGAACUCUAAUGUAAAAGGGCACUCAAGAUGUCAUGACUGUAUCUUUAGACAUCUUUUUCCCAACUUUCCUAAUUUGUUUUUUGUUAGUUGUAGGGCUUGAAUUCAAGGACUGGGUGUGGUAGCGU